Molecule: messenger RNA, 893 nt
Organism: Culex pipiens pallens (northern house mosquito)
Lineage: Eukaryota; Metazoa; Arthropoda; Insecta; Diptera; Culicidae
Product: proteasome-associated protein ECM29 homolog
Exons: 2
Coding region: 311-541 (76 amino acids)
Cellular component (GO): nucleus; cytoplasm
Molecular function (GO): molecular adaptor activity
Source: RefSeq, a predicted model, not a curated record
AGGGGCGACACCUGCUGGUGUACGGCGGAACCUUGAUGACAUUUCGCCGAAUUCGCCGAAGCGGUUUUUCCGUCAGUGUGUGAGUGAGGUGACAUCAAAAGAAAUGUCAAACGCGUUUCAACUUGAAAAUUUUUACGAGCGUCAUCGAAAGCGACAAGUGGGACGGAUCUGUCCUCCUGCUUGGUUUUCCGGAAGUACAUCUGUACAGCGACGAGGACAAGAUCAAAAACAUUCCUUUAAUUGGAGCGCCGGCAACCUGACAACCGGCAAGAAGCUGUGCAGUUUUGCGUCCGAUUUGAACUAGCCGGAGAUGAUUUACCAGUUUAUGCAGUUGGCUAACCACAACGCCAAGUGGAACAGCAAGUUGGGGGCGGCGUUUGGGCUGCAGUCGAUAUCCACGUCGGCGAAGCUGAAGAUGGUACCGUACCUGGGGAAGAUCGUGCCACGACUGUUCCGCUACAAGUACGACCCGACGAGAAAGAUUCGAAACUUGAUCAGCAUUUGGGAUUCGGUGGUGAGCGAUUCGAAGGCGACGGUUUAGGCUUAUUAUUGGGACAAUUUGGAGAACGUGAGCAAGAACUUAACGUCGCCGGAGUAAGGACAAGGACCGUGUCCGUGCCCGUGUUGGCUGCGGAAGGAACGACGGCGGCUUUGAGUAAGGUUUGCGUUGUAGCGGCAUCCAGCAACGUCGCCUCGGCAAACAGACUUCAGCGGUUCGAUCCCUAUGAGGUGCGGUCUGGCCAACAAUUUCCUGUUAGUCUAAUUUAUUGUGAAAGUUUUAAAUUUUAAGUAAUUAAAAACAUGGGGAUUCAUGGUGGGGAGUGUUUUUCUUGAUUACUUUUUAAAUAUUAAUAAAAAUUGCUUAAAAUAGGCCAAAAUCUCGGCCAAAAUAG